AUGGAACUCAAGUGCAAGAUAGUAAAAAGUGAUUUAUCCCAUGCGGAAGUCAAGGUGCACUUUGUUGGAGUAUGGGAUACAACUUCAUUUGGUGUUGUCGGAUUUGGCUCAGGCGCUCCAGAGACCGUCAAGGGGAUGAAGCAUAUAUGCCACAUUCGGCAUGCACUAGCGCUUGACGAGAAACGAGUUUCGUACCGACAGGCAUCUACUGCGGAGUCUGAUCUUCCAGAGGGCACCGAAAAGAAAUAUUCUGGAGGUAAUAUCAAGGAGGUGUGGUUCGAGGGCUCUCAUUCGGAUUUAGGCGAUGGGAGCAAAUUAAAUCUAGGUUCCCGCCGCUUCAGUCCAGCCCUACGGUGGAUGUUGUAUGAAGCACUGAAGCACGGCUUACGGCUACAUCCUUUCUCGGGCGAAUGUGCGUCGUUCAGGGCAACGCAAUCGCCCCGAACAGGGAUGUGGCAACCCCUUAGGACAUUACCGCUUCCCCGGCCCUCAAAUGCGAAUGGGAAGUCUAGGCGGCAGUGA
Pleurotus ostreatus (oyster mushroom) is the source of this 522-nucleotide messenger RNA. RefSeq lists its product as uncharacterized. The record is from RefSeq and is a predicted model, not a curated record. Bases 1 to 522 code for a protein of 173 amino acids. Lineage: Eukaryota; Fungi; Basidiomycota; Agaricomycetes; Agaricales; Pleurotaceae. The transcript has 3 exons.